UUUGUCUUCACAUAUAGCUCUCAUUGUUUGUAGCUGCAUUUGGCUGUUGUCAGCUGUCUGUUUUGAUGUACGUCAGUACUCCACCAUUUAUGUGAAAGAGGAGUAGUGCUCUCAUGAACCUGUAGUAGUGCUGCCCUGUAUCCUUUCUGUUCAGGUUGUAAGCUGUCAGUUUUGUGCAAUUUGUUAGGAUGCCAAUUGAACUGUGAUGCAUCUUCAUAGAUGAGUGAUUGAGUGCUUUAGCUCUCUGAUUUUAGCUGAGUUGUGCUCUCUGAUAUGUGAUAUUGAUUUUGCAAUUGUAGGUUGCUUGUUGGAAUGGAUAGCUAUUUGGAAUUGUUGAGUGGGCAAAAUGUGGACAGUAAUGAGGCAUUUUGGGAUGGCAGUCAAUUUGCUAGCCCACAGGAAGAACAAGACUGUCAGGAACUCACACUUGUAGAAGGUAAUCCGUCCGUGAAACCAAGCAAGAAGAGAACAAAAAAUUUCAGUGAAAAGGAGGACAUUAUGUUGGUGUCGGCAUGGCUACAAAUCAGCAUGGAUGUUGUACAUGGUAAUGAACAAUCUCGUAGUACUUAUUGGCAGAGAAUUCAUGAGUGCUUUCAUCAGCAUAAGGACUUCCACUCUGAUCGUACCUGUAAUUCUCUCAUGCACCGUUGGUCUGCGGUACAAGAAAGUGUGAACAAGUUUUAUGGCUGUUUUGCUCAGAUUCAAAAUAGAAGGCAAAGUGGGCUCACAGAGCAAGAUAAGGUGCAACAAGCAUGUGAGGUGUACAAGUCCAAAGAAAAGAAUGGAAAAUCGUUUGGUUUGUUGCAUUGUUGGAAUGUCUUGCAGCACGAGCAAAAGUGGAAGAAUAGGUGCUCUCAGAAAAAACAGAAGGCAUGCUCCAAUGCAAGUUCGGGACCGUCUACUCCUGGAAGCAAUGAGAGUUGUCAUGAUGCUGGAGUGGAGGGUCUUACUCCAGAUUCCCCAGAGGAAGAACAAAGGCCACCUGGUAAGAAGCGGGAGAAAGAACGGGAGCGUCGAGGUAAAAGUUCUGUCUCUUCAGGAGAUAAUCUUUACAUGGAAGCGUUGGAAAAUAUGUGGGCUAGGAAGAAAGAAGCCGAAGCCUUGAAAGAGAUUAAAAAAAAAGAGCGUAAUGAUGAGAUACUUGCUAUAGAGAAGAAAAGGCUUGAACUAGUAGAAAGAGAUAUAGAGUUACGACAAAGGAUUGAAGACGAUAAAGUGAUGAAUAUGGACCUCAGUGGUAUGAGUGAGCGACAACAACAAUACUAUAUGAGAAUGCAAGAUGAGAUCAUUGCUCGAAGGUUUGGCGCUGGCUCGAGUUGAGAUGCUUUAUUAUGUGUGGACUAUCAUGAUGUAUUGUGUACUCUUUAUUAUGUCUGGACUAUCAUGAUGUAUUGUGUACUCUUUAUUAUGUCCUUGUCUACUAUUGUUGAUCA
Phragmites australis (common reed) is the source of this 1433-nucleotide messenger RNA. RefSeq names its product glutathione S-transferase T3-like. Lineage: Eukaryota; Viridiplantae; Streptophyta; Magnoliopsida; Poales; Poaceae. The record is from RefSeq and is a predicted model, not a curated record. The coding region runs from base 313 to 1320 and encodes 335 amino acids. The transcript is spliced from 2 exons.